AGGACUGGCACUCAUGUGUGCACGUGCGCACGCACACACACACACACACACACACACACACACACAAAUAAAGGAAAAAAAGAACAAUACAGAAAUAGCUGCUGUAGCUUUUGUUUUGAUUCUUAAUCUGAAAAUGAUGGUGGGUGGAAGAGAUUCUUUAGUCCCCUCCUCUGGUUGUCCUCUGAGGAUUGUGGGGGAUUGUGGGGGAUUGUGAGUUCCACCUGGCAGGUGGCUUGCUUGAAUUUCAAGCAGUGGGAUCACUCAAAUCUGUUCAAGUCUUCAUGAACAGCUUUUCCCUACCUGGUGUUCACUCAGUGAGGUUUGCUUGGAGAGAAAGCAUUUGAUUUGCUUAUUUAUUUUUUCGUGCUGAAGCUCGUUUUUAUGUAGGGGUAUGUCCUGUGCUUUAGAUUUUAGUCCUUGGAGGAUGUAAUAAAAUAAGUUUAUGACUAUAUUUCAAUUUGUGAAAACAGAACUCUUACACUGCUAAUAAAGCAGAAGUGUUGAAAUAUUAUCAAAAACCUUCGUUUUCUUGCCUCUUUUAAUAUUAUGGAGCACUGUGCUCUUUCAAGUAUUAAAGGAAAGUAGCAUCCAUUGGCCUGCAGUGCUUUCAUGGCAGCAUUUAAUAGGCGCUGUUCAUAAAUGGUCUCAGUUAUAAUAACCCUCUGCAUAUGAGAAAUCCUACACUUAAGGAGUUCAAGAAUCACAAAACAAACAUUCAGUCAUUUUUAUUAGACAAGGCAGAGGCAAUAAAAACAAAAAGAGCCUGGUCUGACUUUCAUGUUUCAAAAGCUUUCACUUAAGGAAGUGUGUCAGCAUUUCUGUGACUAAAAUAAGACAGCAACUACCUUGUUGGUGGAAUGGGUUAAUGAUGGGUCGGUCCUUGUUUGGAUUUGUGGCUGGAGUACGCUGGGGGGUGAUGUUGGAUGGAGUGUUUCAGAGCACUGAAUUGUGAGGGCGACUCACUGGGCUUUCUCGGUGUGCUGAGUGUUUUGGCUGCUGAUUCUCUCAUGGAGUUGCCUGUCAUUUUUAGUUUGCCACCGCUGGUUCAGGCAAUCUUCAGUGGUGAUCCGGAGGAGAUAAGGAUGCUCAUCCAUAAAACGGAAGAUGUGAAUGCCUUGGAUUCAGAGAAACGAACCCCCCUUCAUGUGGCUGCAUUUCUGGGAGAUGCAGAGAUCAUUGAACUCCUCAUUCUGUCAGGAGCUCGUGUGAAUGCCAAGGACAACAUGUGGCUGACACCACUCCACCGGGCUGUUGCUUCCAGAAGUGAGGAGGCAGUGCAAGUAUUGAUUAAGAACUCAGCAGAUGUCAAUGCGAGAGACAAGAACUGGCAGACCCCCCUGCAUGUGGCAGCCGCCAAUAAGGCUGUCAAAUGUGCAGAAGUGAUCAUCCCACUGCUGAGCAGCGUCAACGUCUCUGACCGAGGGGGGCGCACAGCCUUGCACCAUGCGGCUCUCAAUGGCCAUAUUGAGAUGGUUAAUUUACUCUUGGCCAAAGGAGCAAACAUCAAUGCAUUUGACAAGAAGGACCGCCGUGCCCUCCACUGGGCAGCAUAUAUGGGCCACCUGGAUGUCGUAGCAUUGCUCAUUAACCAUGGUGCUGAAGUGACCUGUAAGGAUAAGAAGGGCUACACCCCCCUGCAUGCUGCAGCCUCCAAUGGACAGAUCAAUAUUGUCAAACAUCUCCUGAACCUGGGAGUAGAGAUUGAUGAAAUCAAUGUCUAUGGAAAUACAGCACUUCACAUUGCCUGCUACAAUGGACAGGAUGCUGUGGUUAAUGAGCUAAUCGACUACGGUGCUAAUGUGAACCAGCCCAACAACAACGGCUUCACCCCUUUGCAUUUUGCUGCUGCCUCUACUCACGGUGCUCUGUGUCUAGAAUUGUUAGUAAAUAAUGGGGCAGAUGUUAACAUUCAGAGUAAAGAUGGCAAAAGUCCACUGCACAUGACAGCUGUCCAUGGAAGGUUCACACGGUCACAAACCCUCAUUCAGAAUGGUGGUGAAAUCGACUGUGUGGAUAAAGAUGGCAAUACACCUCUUCAUGUGGCUGCAAGAUAUGGUCAUGAGCUUUUGAUUAACACCUUAAUAACCAGUGGAGCUGACACAGCCAAGUGUGGAAUCCAUAGCAUGUUCCCCUUACAUUUAGCUGCCCUAAAUGCUCACUCUGACUGCUGCAGAAAGUUGCUUUCAUCAGGCUUUGAAAUAGACACCCCAGAUAAAUUUGGAAGAACGUGCCUUCAUGCUGCUGCUGCAGGAGGUAAUGUGGAAUGUAUAAAACUCUUGCAGAGCAGUGGAGCAGAUUUCCAUAAAAAGGACAAAUGCGGGAGGACCCCUUUGCACUAUGCAGCUGCGAAUUGUCAUUUCCACUGUAUUGAGACAUUAGUGACCACAGGAGCCAACGUUAAUGAGACAGAUGACUGGGGACGGAGCGCACUGCACUAUGCUGCUGCAUCAGACAUGGACAGAAGUAAGACUAUCUUAGGAAAUGGCCAUGAAAACUCUGAAGAACUUGAAAGAGCCAGGGAGAUGAAGGAAAAGGAAGCCGCUUUAUGUUUAGAGUUCCUGCUUCAGAACGAUGCCAACCCAUCGAUCCAGGACAAGGAAGGCUACAAUAGUAUCCACUAUGCUGCUGCCUAUGGCCACAGGCAAUGUCUGGAACUGCUUUUGGAAAGAACCAACACUGGUUUUGAAGAAUCUGAUUCUGGCGCUACCAAGAGUCCACUCCACUUAGCUGCCUACAAUGGGCACCAUCAGGCCUUGGAGGUCCUUCUGCAGUCGUUGGUGGACCUGGACAUCAGGGAUGAAAAAGGCCGCACGGCUCUGGAUCUGGCUGCCUUCAAGGGACACACGGAGUGUGUAGAAGCCCUGAUAAACCAGGGGGCAUCCAUCUUUGUAAAAGACAAUGUGACCAAAAGAACGCCGCUUCAUGCCUCAGUCAUUAAUGGUCACACCCUGUGUUUACGGCUAUUACUGGAAAUCGCAGACAAUCCAGAAGUGGUUGAUGUAAAAGAUGCCAAAGGACAAACCCCACUGAUGCUUGCAGUAGCAUAUGGACAUAUUGAUGCCGUCUCCUUGUUACUUGAAAAGGAAGCAAAUGUAGAUGCUGUUGACAUUAUGGGAUGUACAGCUUUACACAGAGGGAUUAUGACAGGACAUGAGGAGUGUGUGCAAAUGCUGCUGGAACAAGAAGUGUCCAUUCUCUGCAAAGAUUCCCGAGGGAGAACGCCCUUGCACUAUGCAGCUGCGAGGGGCCACGCCACCUGGCUGAGUGAGCUGCUUCAGAUGGCUCUUUCCGAGGAGGACUGUUGUUUCAAAGACAACCAAGGCUACACGCCACUGCACUGGGCUUGUUAUAACGGUAAUGAAAACUGUCUAGAGGUACUUUUGGAGCAGAAAUGUUUUCGAAAAUUUAUCGGUAAUCCCUUCACUCCACUGCACUGUGCAAUAAUAAAUGACCAUGAGAAUUGUGCAUCAAUGCUACUGGGGGCCAUAGAUUCCAAUAUUGUCAGUUGUCGAGAUGAUAAAGGCAGGACACCCCUUCAUGCAGCAGCUUUUGGGGGUCAUGUGGAGUGCUUGCAGCUUCUUUUGAGACAUAGUGCCCAAGUGAAUGCAGUGGAUAAUUCAGGAAAGACGGCGCUGAUGAUGGCUGCUGAGAACGGACAGGCAGGUGCUGUGGAGAUCUUGGUGAACAGUGCCCAAGCUGAUCUGACUAUAAAGGAUAAAGACUUGAAUACACCAUUACAUUUGGCUAGUAGUAAAGGUUAUGAAAAAUGUGCCUUGUUAAUACUUGACAAGAUACAAGAUGAGAGCCUUAUUAAUGCAAAAAACAAUGCACUGCAGACACCCCUCCACAUUGCUGCACGCAAUGGCUUGAAGGUGGUAGUAGAGGAGUUGUUAGCCAAAGGAGCCUGUGUUCUUGCUGUAGAUGAAAAUGCUUCUAGGUUGAAUGGACCCCGUUCUACACCUGGAACAGCUAUACUAAAAGAAGAAUGAGACUUUAAAAAUUAUGCAGAGACACACAUUGGUGUGUAUAUAAAUAUGUACGUAGUCCCUCAACCAGCCAUCCGUGAGGACCAAAAUGCUUCAGACUCAAAUGGAAGAGUGACAUUUUUUUUCAAUCAACAUGCGAGUGAGAACUGUAGUAAGCUUUUCUAUGGAGUUAAAAAAAAUGUAACCCUUUCGUGUACCAGUCUUUAUUGUAUUUUAUAUUUCUUAUGACACAGAUUUCUAGUUGAUGGUUUAACAUUUGUAAUUGAUGGUGUGUUGACCACAGUUUAUUUUCUUGCCAAACUAGAGAAAAUGUCUGUAUACUUUUGAUGUGAAUGUGUUUAUAUUUAUUUGAAAUGAAACAAAUGCCAAGGAAACAUUUACUGUUAGUUCUCUGUUUUAAUUGCUGUGUACUUAUUUGGAAUAUAACAAAAGUGGAAAAAUCACUCUUGACCCUGGGUUAGGCAACAGCCCUGGGGACAAAUCCAGCAUUUCCACUACUAAUGUUUCCAGCCAGCCCUCAGGUUCACUCAUUGCUCAGCCCUAGUCUGUAGCCAGCUUGGAAAACAUUGCCCUCCAUAUGCUUUUCUGCAAGGUGAAAACUGAAAUGUGGUGUGGAUCAUCUGCACCAAGGUGGCCCAAAGAAAAAAACCCAAAUUGCCCUAAAUACACCGAAAAAUUGUAAAAAGAAAUGGGAGAUGAUGUCAGCUGGGACACUGUGCCAAGAGGGGGAAUAAAAAUCACCAGCCCAAGUGCUAUUUUCCAAUUGAGGAAGAGAUAGGGAAGAAAUAUGUUGCAUUAAGGCAGUCUUUUUCAACAUUUCAUAAUAGCUUACAUUUUCACCCUACAAAUUUCUAUUUUAUAGUGUCUGUGUGAGAUAGCGGUUUUUUUUUAAGCUUACCAUUACAUCUGCAUAAAUAUAGAUAAUGCAUUAUAUUUUCCAUCAGCUUCAAAAGACUCUAGUAAUACUCUUUUGAUGUUGUAGGUUCAAUUAAAACUCACCAUGUAUGUUCAAAUUCAACAUGAAGAACAUAGUCAAAGGUCUUAUAAGGGAAACAGAAUUAUAAUUUUAUAAAAAAUUUCCUCCACCACUACCACUAUUAUUUUUUUAAUUCUUGGUGUUGUGUUUUCUUCCAUUUUCUAUUCUUUUUAUUCAGAGAAGAUGGAUGUUUAAGGUAGAUAAAUUGCUAAUGAGCAAUAAUGCCUUUAUCAUCAAAACACUGAAAAUAUAGGCACUUCAGUGUUAAGGAAGCAUGCUACACUUAGAUGGAAGUGAAUGGAAAUUUUGCUUAGUUAGCAUUUAAAGCAAGAAAGGAAAUGCCUGCAUUCAUAGUGAAGCAGCAUUAACAUUUUUCCUAUAGAAUGGCAGAGAAUAGAAGGAUGGCUCAGCAAAGCAGGGACCUAUCAUGAGACAUCCUAUCCAUGGAGCUGUACUUGGACUUUUUCUCACUCUUUUUAACAGAAGGACAAAGGAACACAAUGGAAUCUUACUUACAAUGAACUGGUCUUGACUCUAUCUCUCCCCUCAUUUAUUUUCUCUCUUCCAACAAGAUCAUUUUUUUUAAAGAAAUGACUUUACAAACAAUAAUUUCUGUGUAUUUCAAUUAAAUCACUUAGAAAUAAAAUUACGUUUGCAACAUAACUUUCGGGGGGAAGUAGAUCAGAAAACAUGUUUUGAAUCAAGUCCUAGUUGAGUAGUGCUUUACCUUAAUGUGUUAUUUUUAGACUCUUGUUUUGUCCAUGGCCACCAAUGAUCAUGUUUUGUUAUCUAUUCACCAGUGUGUCUACCUAUCUUUGGUAAAUACAUUCCUAUCUCGAAAUUGCCUAAAAUAUGCUAUAUGAUUCUACAGUAAAUAGCUCAGGGGAUUUCUAUUUAUCAUUACUAAAAGAGAACCAGAGUAUGUCUUGGUAUUUUAGGCAGUGAACAGCUGCUUCCUGUCUUAUUUUAGUAUUGAGUUAGGAGAAGAACAUCUAAUGGAUUUGCUGCACUAGUUAUUCUUCGUACUGUUGAGCAACUUAGUUUGCUUUUCUGUUUCUUUGUUUGCUUGAAGAACUCAUUUUUUAAAAUUUGGUCUUGUAACAUGAAGUUAGAGUGCCUUUUAUAUUUGUAUAUUCUGAAGAUGUUCUGUGAAAUGUUUUCUAUUGUUUUCAUUUGAGUAUUAUCAGAGCAAUAUAAUACCAGUAAGUUUUCAUUUCAACCUUCCUUUGUACAAAGUGGCUGUUUCCUAUCCCCAUUUUUUCUCUGCUUUGAAAAUGAAAAUGCUGAAGUUUUCUAUAGGAAUGAUGUUUGAUUUUGCAGUGCUUUCUUCUUACAAAACUGUAAACCAUAGGUCAGUAUUAUAGGGGAAAAGCGUUUUAAGAUAGUGACAAUCUGAGUGUGUAUAAAAUGUAAUCCUACGUGUUUCUUUUGCGGUGAUUAAAGGGUUCCAUGCAAGUAUCUUUUGUUCGGUAGUUUUGUCUACAGACUUUCUGCUUUAGCAUGUGCAAUAUAUCUUUGCAAAGCACGACGACGAUAUGAAUUUGGUGCCAGUGUUUUAUUUUGCGAAACAUGUUUGUACCAGCACAGAAUAUUGUUUGAUAUUUCAGUGGGAUUUUUGUCUGUAAUGUUUUCUUAUGUAAAUUGGAGUUGAAUGACUCCAGGAAAUGUCAUGACUGUAAAAAUGAGGAAAAUGGCUUUUAGUUCAGUGAAUGACUUUGAACAAGUCUAAAUCGUCUCAAGCACAGUUUAUUACUUUUGCAACUACUGAAUGCUCUAAUAAUGUAAUGAAGUACUUAACUGUAAUAUACUUUGGAAAUGCAUUCAGAUGGUUAUUUUUACAAAUAAAAACGGUACAAAUAUUGUC
Messenger RNA from Perognathus longimembris pacificus (Pacific pocket mouse), 6826 nucleotides. It is a transcript of the gene Ankrd44, whose product is annotated as ankyrin repeat domain 44. NCBI's taxonomy places the organism in Eukaryota, Metazoa, Chordata, Mammalia, Rodentia, Heteromyidae. The record is from RefSeq and is a predicted model, not a curated record. Gene Ontology annotation, cellular component: cytoplasm. Gene Ontology annotation, molecular function: protein binding. Bases 924 to 3989 code for a protein of 1021 amino acids. The transcript has 28 exons.